AAAUUGUAAAAAGAUAAUAAAAAAAGAAAAGCUUGGGCUGCGUCUUCUGCAAUGGAAGCUGCAAUCUUUGCUUGGUCCUCCUCUCAUUCCCUUUUACUUACAUCUCCAACGAACUCGAAGAGUCUUUCUAGGAACAGAUUGAUCACUAAAAGUUCAAAAUCAGCGGGCAGCGUCCGCUUGAUCAGAAAUAGAGGAUCAUCCGCUAGGAGAAUUGCAGCCAUCAACGACGUUGCGGUUGCGGCGGAUUCAGGCCAAGUCGAGGUGACCUGGCAAAUCGUUGUUGGAGCUAUAGCUGGAGUAACACCCUUCGUAGUAGCUGGGAUUGAAUUCAGCAAAAGAAUAAUAGCACAAAGACGAUGUGAGGUAUGUGGAGGGUCAGGGCUUGUUCUAAGAGAAAAAAGCUAUUUCAAAUGCCCUGGUUGCGGUAUGACUUCUUCUUCUUCAUCUAGUAAAAUUUUAAUUCUCUGUUUUUGUGCCUUGUUGGAUGCGCAUAUGUUAAAGAGUGAAGGGUACUUCUUGGCAGGUGGGUUCCUCCCAUGGCAGUCGUGGAGAAGAUUCUUCUCUGGUUAAUUUGAAAGAGUUCAUGGAAAAUUUGCAAUAACAAUAUACACUGAGAGGAUUAGAAAGCAAUUGCAACAUGUAGUUUUUGUAAUGAAAAUGAAUUAUUAAAUCUAUGAAAUAAAAUUUACUAGAUGUAUGAUC
This is a messenger RNA of Manihot esculenta (cassava), 702 nucleotides long. RefSeq lists its product as uncharacterized. Lineage: Eukaryota; Viridiplantae; Streptophyta; Magnoliopsida; Malpighiales; Euphorbiaceae. The record is from RefSeq and is a predicted model, not a curated record. Bases 52 to 570 code for a protein of 172 amino acids. The transcript is spliced from 3 exons.